CUGCUGUGGCUGCUGCUGAGCAUGGGUGGGGUGUGGGCAUCCAGGGGGCCACUGCGGCCACUGUGCCGGCCCAUCAAUGCCACCCUAGCUGCCGAGAACGAGGCCUGCCCCAUCUGCAUCACCUUCACCACCAGCAUCUGUGCCGGCUACUGCCCCAGCAUGGUGCGGGUGCUGCCAGCCGCCCUGCCACCCGUGCCGCAGCCGGUGUGCACCUACCGUGAGCUGCGCUUUGCCUCCAUCCGGCUCCCCGGCUGCCCGCCUGGCGUGGACCCCGUGGUCUCCUUCCCCGUGGCCCUCAGCUGUCACUGUGGGGCCUGCCGCCUCAGCAGCUCUGACUGCGGGGGUCCCAGAGCCCAACCCUUUGCCUGUGACCACCCCCACCUCCCAAGCCUCCUCCUCCUCUAAAGACCCCAACCUUCCACGCCCACCCCAACUUCUGGAGCCAGCAGAUGCUCCAUCCUCCCACCUCCCGAAUAAA
Lemur catta (Ring-tailed lemur) is the source of this 478-nucleotide messenger RNA. It is a transcript of the gene LHB, whose product is annotated as luteinizing hormone subunit beta. The transcript is spliced from 2 exons. Gene Ontology annotation, molecular function: hormone activity. Gene Ontology annotation, cellular component: cytoplasm; extracellular region. Gene Ontology annotation, biological process: G protein-coupled receptor signaling pathway. Lineage: Eukaryota; Metazoa; Chordata; Mammalia; Primates; Lemuridae. Bases 22 to 405 code for a protein of 127 amino acids. The record is from RefSeq and is a predicted model, not a curated record.